GGCUGCGCUCCCUCUUUGUGUGUCUGCUGUCUGCGGCCAGCCGGGGGUCGGGAUGGGUUUCCUGUCUGCGCCGCUUGCUGCAUCCGGAGCGAAGGCGGGCCGAGGGAGAGGCAGAGAAGCCCAGCGAGGGAGAGGCUCCGGCGGCGGUGGCGGCCCCGAUCUACCCGGGAGAAGCUUCCAUUGGCACCGCUUGCUUGGCUUUCCCGUCGCGCGGCCAGCGAGGGCAUGGAACAAUGAAGGACACAAAAGGGAAGAGCCUACAGGAGGAAGAAGAAGACUUUGAGCCCCAAGUUGAACUGCAUUUCACCAUCUUGGAAGAAUCGGAAGGAGGCAUUUCUCAAGGGAAACUUUGGCACUGUGAGAUCAACGCAGAGCUACAGCCAGAGAGCUCCUCUCCCCAAGAUGAUGAAUCCAUGUACUCUGACCUCUCACGGUCUCCUUCCCCUGAACUCGAAGACGUCAUUCCAGAACCUGACGAUGAUGAGAGAGACGAAGGGCCCAGGGCUGCUUCAUACCCUCUGCCAAAUUCAGGACAACAAGUUGAGCUGCACUUCACCAUAUUGGAGGAGUCCGAAGGAGGGAUUUCUGAGGGCAAACUCUGUGCGAGUGACUCUAGAUUGGAUGAGCCAUUGGAGAUAGACUACCAAGCACACCAUUGGGAUGGGCCUGUUAGAUUGAAUAAGAAACCCAUGCAGCCGUUAAUGGUGGAGAAAGAUUCCCCACCAGUGGAGGACAGGUUACAUGGAGAAUCAAAAGGGGAAGUCCUUCAGCAAGAUGGUUCAGACCAGCAGGUGGAGCUCCAUUUCACCAUUUUCGAUGACCCCAAUGAAGUCAACAUUCCCCAAGGACCUGAGGAUUACCCCAUGUGGGAAAGCCCCUUUAGACCAGCGGGGUAUCAAGAGGAAUAUCCGAAAGAGGAUUGGGAUGCCUCCGUCGACAGUCUGGGGGAUGCCUUUGAAGCGUCGUUCCAGGAGCAGUUCUACUCCGGGGGCCAGGUGUACCCCUGCUCGGAGUGUGGCCGGAUUUUCAACAGGAAGUCCACCCUGACGCGACACUGGCGGACCCACACUGGGGAGAAGCCCUACUCCUGCGUGGACUGUGGGCGGAGUUUCAGCCUCAACCUGAACCUCCUCACCCACCAGAUGACCCACACAGGAGAGAAACCCUACAAGUGCCCUGACUGUGGGCAGAGCUUCACCCGUAGCACCAGCGUCACCAGGCAUCAGAGAAGCCACCAAGAGGAGGGCCCAUGUACAAAUGAAUCAUGGGAAGAGAGCUUUCUUUACCCGUGCCCGGUCCCUUUUCCUUUCCCCAUCCCUCCAGUGGAGGAAAAAUCCUAUGUCUGCCCCGAUUGCGGAGAGGCUUUUAUGCACAGCGGGAGUCUCAGCCGGCACAUGCGGAUGCACCAAGGGGAACGGCCUUACAAGUGCGUAGUGUGUGGGGAGGGCUUCUAUUCCAUGUCAAAGCUCUACAGGCAUGAGCGAAUCCACAUGGUGGACAAGCCCUACCAUUGUGACAUCUGCGGGAAAAGCUUUGCCGUCAAGUCGACCUUGACCCGGCACCAGAUGCUCCACCAGGCAGAGCGUCCCUACAUGUGUUCUCACUGCGAAAAGGGCUACGUUCAGAGGAGCCACCUGGCCAGGCAUCACCACAAAGCCCAUCCCGGGGUGCCCUUUAACCCCGUCAAAGCGAAGAGUAUGCCCGCCACCAUCCUGGAUUCUGAUAACUUAGUCACCUAUUUCUGGGGGGAUGAGGAGACAGACACCCCCUCUGAGCCAGUUCCCACUCAGUUGAUCUACUCGGGAGCAGACUGAUGGAAGAAUAGGGGGCUAACACUAGUCUGGACUUCAAUGUGCCACCUCCUCCAUUCCUGGAGGGAAGCAUUUUGGUCUUCAGCCUCUUAUGUUCUGCCUGAAGUCUCAAAGUGCUAGGAUACUUGGAGAUUGGACCUUAAUAUGGAAUAUUGUAUGGCGAAAACCAAAUCAAAAAACCCGAGGUUGGUUUUAUUAUGGACAGUCUUUGUGCCAAGUUUCCUUCCUUGCCUUGCUAUCUCUUAGGACAGCAGGAACUUAAGCCCAAGGCCACCUCCAGAUCUACAGAGACAGCGCUGUUGUUAGGCUGUGCUUGCCCUGCAUUAUGGUGCACUGGAGGUAUUUCUGGUGUCAAAACUGCAAAGAGGCCUACAUUCUGCAGUAGAUCUACCUCCUCAUGGCUUAUGAGGACAACUGCUCAAACUGCUUCGUAGGACAGAAGCAAUGCGUCCCUUGUGAUGGGGAAGCAGACAUUUAUGCACUCACAAAUGGGCAAUAUGGGGGAGAAUAGGCUGGACUAUAACAAAAUGUCUAGUGUAGGGAGGCUUGAAGGAACCUGGGGGUUGCUCUGGAGUUUGGGGUGGGGGUUUGGGGGCAAAGGGAUGUCUUUUUCCUUAAAGCAAAUCUAUGCCUUGUUUCAUCACUUUUGUGUUUUUAGUAAUGGCUGAAUUCAUGGGAAACAUUCCCAGUAAAAUAUGGAAAUGGGAAAAAGUA
Anolis sagrei ordinatus is the source of this 2525-nucleotide messenger RNA. RefSeq lists its product as uncharacterized. Gene Ontology annotation, molecular function: nucleic acid binding. The record is from RefSeq and is a predicted model, not a curated record. Lineage: Eukaryota; Metazoa; Chordata; Lepidosauria; Squamata; Anolidae.